AUGGCUCGACAUCUAGAUGAAGAAGCCGCAGUUGAUCGAAAAUUGCUUGUUGACGAUGAUGACCAUUUUCAAAUUCCUCCUCCCAAAGGACCAGCAAUUACGAUCAUUGAGGACGGAAAGGUGGAAGAGGUGGUCAAUCCUCCAUUGUCCAAGUUUGGAUUCUUUUUGGUCUUCAUCGGGUUGUUGUUGGCUAUCUUCCUCGCAGCACUUGACCAGUUGAUUAUUGGAACUGCUCUUCCUGCGCUUGCAGAAGAGUUCAAUGGACUUUCUCAGAUAUCGUGGGUCGGUACGUCAUAUCUCAUGACUGCCAGUGCAAGUACACCAGUUUACGGCAAAAUGAGUGAUAUUUUUGGCCGUAAACCUACAUUCUUAUUCGCUAUCAUUACGUUUGAAAUCGGAUCUCUUAUUUGCGCAGUAUCAGUCAAUAUGAUAAUGCUGAUUGUUGGACGUGCAAUCGCCGGCGUUGGCUUGGGAGGUGUCUUCACCAUGGUCUUGCUCAUUAUUGCAGAACUUGUAUCUAUGCAAGAGAGAUCCAAGUAUCAAGGCUUGAUUGGAGCCGUAUAUGGUCUCUCAUCCGUGCUCGGCCCAAUUGCUGGUGGUCUCUUUACCGAGCACGUUUCUUGGAGAUGGUGCUUUUAUAUCAACUUACCAAUUGGCGCAAUCACCGUCCUCGUAGUGUCUCUCUUCCUGCAUCUCAAAUCUCCAGAAGGAUCCGUCAUGGCCAAACUCAGACGUGUAGACUUUUUAGGAAUCAUCAUCCUGAUUCUAGCAGUUAUAGCAUUCGUAACAGCCGUGCAAGGUGGUGGAACCAGUUUCGCAUGGAAUUCCGCAACUUCAAUUGCUCUGUUCGUGGUCUGUGGGCUACUUGUCAUCCUCUUCUUCAUAGUUGAGUUGAAUGUUGCUCCAGAGCCUAUUGUGCCAGCUGCCAUGUUUUCAAACAGAAGUGUAUAUGCUGGACUCGCUCUUGCCUUCUUUUUGGGGUCUGCUUUCUUUGGAUUGAUUUACUAUGUGUCUGUCUACUUCCAAGUCGUCAGUGGUGAUACUCCCUUAAUGAGUGGUCUACAUCAACUACCAGGUUCGGCUGGUGUCGUAGCAUUCAGUAUAAUCUCUGGACUUGUCGUCUCGAAAACUGGUCAAUAUGUCCCCUUCUCGAUCUUUGGAGGUUGUGUUGCUGUUAUCGGCACCGUAUUUUGUUCUCUCUGGACGCUUGAUACUUCGACAACAGUCGAGUAUGUGGGCCUAUUUGUAUUUGGUGUUGGAAUUGGAUCAAACAUUCAAGUAAGAGUAGUCGCAGUCCAAAAUGCUGUGGAGCCAAGGUUUAUUGGUGUUGCAACUGCAUUGUCGACCUUCUUCCAAACGCUGGGAGGAGCCGUUGGUGUUGCCGUACUCGGAGCCGUAUUUAACAACUCUCUGAGCUCCAACUUGGCAAACUUAUUGCCAUCGGCUAUCGUCAGUCUGGUUAUUGAACAGCCCACACUAAUAAGAACGCUAGUGUCGGCUGAUCUUCAGCCGGCUGCUCUACAGGCAUUCAAUUCUUCCAUCACGCUUGCGUGGAAGGGCUGGCACACUGCUAUCUGCCGUCUUCAUCAAGCAAACGUCUUUGAGUGCCAGACAUUAAUAUCUCUGAGUCUUGGAUCUCUUGGACUUGGGUUUGUGCACAAACAAGAUGCAAAUCAACUCACAAACAAGAAUAACUGUAAACAACACGGAAACAUGUAUAACAACCUGUCUGCUUCCUCAUCGUAA
Messenger RNA from Synchytrium microbalum, 1746 nucleotides. RefSeq lists its product as uncharacterized. Gene Ontology annotation, molecular function: transmembrane transporter activity. Gene Ontology annotation, cellular component: membrane. Gene Ontology annotation, biological process: transmembrane transport. The record is from RefSeq and is a predicted model, not a curated record. The transcript has 11 exons. NCBI's taxonomy places the organism in Eukaryota, Fungi, Chytridiomycota, Chytridiomycetes, Synchytriales, Synchytriaceae. The coding region runs from base 1 to 1746 and encodes 581 amino acids.